Messenger RNA from Volvox carteri f. nagariensis, 3420 nucleotides. RefSeq lists its product as uncharacterized. The record is from RefSeq and is a predicted model, not a curated record. The transcript has 8 exons. Bases 1 to 3420 code for a protein of 1139 amino acids. Lineage: Eukaryota; Viridiplantae; Chlorophyta; Chlorophyceae; Chlamydomonadales; Volvocaceae.
AUGUCGCGGCAGCAGCCAUCGGCGGAGGCGGCUUUCACGCCCCGCGAUCUUGAUGCUGCUGAUGGCAGCGAGUACGGACAGUACACCGAAGCCGAUUUGGAUCCCAAGCAGCUCCAAGAAGCUGUAGGACAGAAAAAAAACAUUUUGCGCCGCUUGCUGACCAAGUUUAAACGCAAGCUCACAACUACCAGUGGUAGCAGCAGCGGUGGCGGCGCCGUCGCCGUCGUCAGUGGCGUCGCCGUCGUCAGACACCCGCCGUCCCCUCGCUCGCCGACCAAACGCUCCCCAUCUGCCGUACGGGUCGCGGCGGCGGCCCGGGCUGCCGGCGCCACAUUGCCGCCCUGGAAGCAACCCAACUCAGGAAGUAACGCCCACAAUACGGCGGGAAGCGUUGCCAGUAGCAGCGCCGCCGCCGCGACGGCGGGUCAUGCAGCUGUUCCAAGUACUUCGGUGUCUGGAAGCGACGUUGCGUCAUUGCAGUUGACGCCGACAGGCGGCGGCGGCGGUGGCAGCGGUUCGAGCCGCUCUCCGGCGGUUCGUGGCGGCAGUGGCGGCGGCGGCAGCCUUGGCUACGCGCCGCCGACCAGCCCUGGAGCGAUUGCCGCUAGACCGCGGCCGCACUUUGGAACGGCACAGGGCUGCGGUAGCGGUGGGGGCGGCAGCGCGCGCUACAGCCCCGGCCAAUCGCCGUACGGCAUGCCUCUGGGUAGUGACGCUGAGUCAGCUGGGCGGCGGCAUCCUUCGCUUGGUGCCGGCGGCGACGAUGGCAACACUGCCGCUGCCGCCGCUGCUGCAGCGGCGGCAGCAUUCCGAGACGAGGACGCCAGGGACUUCACCACGCCAACACGUACGGCCCCGCAGCCGCUUCCUCCGGCAUACUGUGAUUCGUACGGCGUCGGCCCGCCUGACCGCGGUGGAGGAGGCGACGGGACCGGCAUCGUCACCGAUAUCGCGUUUUCUGAGGUGCUUGUUUCGGAGGUACCACCACCUCCGCCACCGCCAAGGCAUCUGCCGUACGGUGGCGGCGGUGCAGAUGCGCCAACGACGGCAGGUCCCCGUACCAAGUACGCUCAGGAUCGGCACGCACCUGACGGCGGCGGCAACAACUUUGGUGGCGCUAUGCCGUACACCGAUGCUGAUGGCUCCAGGGUGUACCAUUCACGGCGGCGCAGUACUCAGCAGCAGCAGCAGGCCAUACUGGCUGCGUCAGCGGACGACGCUGCUGACGGUGGUGCCGGCGGCGGCGGUGGUAGCGCCGGCGCGGCGCUCGCCGCGGCCGCUGCUGGCGGCGCAUUGAGCGCGGAAGCGAUCGCCAGUGAGUUAACUUCCCUCGUUGCCUCGCUUGAGGAGGAGCUGGCGGCUGUGGCGGCGGUCAAGAGCAAGCACUCCUUAAGGAUAAAGCUGGUGGGCUCGCUACUGGAAAUGAUGCCUCCCGGCGGCGGCGGCGGCGGCGAUCUGUCAGCGGCGUUGCCGCCGGGGAGCGCUGCCGCUGGUGGCGGCGGCGGCGGGAGCUCUCUGGGCGGGCGGCUGGCGGCGGAGCGGGACCGGUUGGUUUCGGAGGUUGGCGAGCUGACGGCGCGUGAGGAGCUGCUGACGUUCGCUCGGCGGGAGUGGGGCAAGGUGAUGAACGUCAUGUCAGGUGUGCGCGUAUCUCGGCGACAGGCAGGGCCGUUGCAGGCCAUACUCUUCUCAGACACACUCGCACGCAUAAGAGCGUUCCAGAAGGCGCAAGCCAGGCGACUUGGUAUCAGCGGCGGCAGGCGAGGCGGCGGCCGCGGCCACCGCGGCAGUGCCAAGGGCGCACCCGCUUCCAGGGCUCUCCAGGCGGUGGCGGCGGCUUCCGGGAGCCACGUGCAGCCGGGCUAUCCUCCAGGUGGCUCCAGCCAUGGAGCCUGCUGGCAGUCGCAGUCUCAGUCGCAAUCAUUUGCGCAGCAACAGCAGCAGCAACAGCCGGGUAGCCAGGGCGCCGCGACGGCAGGCGGUGGAGGCGGCGGCAGCGGCAGUAGCAGGCGCCGGGGCCCGGAGGGAGGCAUGUACGGCGAGCCGUACUGGGCUGCAGAGGCCGGCGGCGGGGCAGGCGGCGAGGCGCGCGGAGGAGCAGGGCCGACGUCGCAGUUGAUGCGACUCGGAAGUAGCGCCUUGGCGGCGCUCAACAGCAACUCCAACAACGCCCAGAUGGGCCGCUCACAGCGCCAUCAUCAACAGCAGUCCAGUCGAUCUUACGCGCCGCAUCCUCAGCAACAUCCGCAGUACCACCGUCGCGACCCCCGACACAACUCUUAUCAGCAAGGGCCCCCGGGGCGAGCUGGGACGUACCGUGGAAGCUCGGUGUACGGCAGUGUGUACGAAGGAGGACCGUACUCGGACGAUGACGAGGUGUCGUCCAGCUCGUCCGGUGAGAUGUACCGCUCGAUUGCCUCGUUGGCGCGAAACACCACCGUGGUUGGCGACGACGACGAUGAUUUUGGUGCGGACAGGCUGCGGGAGGUGGAGGACAGCGACGACGGCGGCGGCGGCGGCGACGGCAACGGCGCGCCCGAUUAUCCGGAGCUCCCACCUCAACAACAACAACAACACCGCAGGCUGCGGCAUCCGCCGCAUCCGCAGCGGCAUGAGUCGUCGUACCAUGGUGGCGGUGGCGGCGGCGAUAGGAACGGCCGGCCCGGCAGCCGUGUGAUGCAGGCGUCUUCAGGAGGGCAGCGGCGCCAUGAUGCGGCGGCGGUGGCAGGGGACGGCGGCGACGGCGAUGACACCGAUUCCUGCUCGUCGUCAGCCUCCCUGGAGAGCGCUUUCAUCGCCAAGUGCCUGACGUACACUCGGAGCAGCCUGGACAUUCGCGGGCGGACCACCCGCGACGCCGGUGGUGGCGGCGGCGGCGGCGGCGGCUCCGCCGCCGCCGCUGCAUCUGCCGCUUCGGCGGCGGCGCUCGCGGCCGCCGCUGCCGCUGCCGGCGGUAUGGGCCGCCUAAGCCGCGCCGAUCGUCAGCUGUACAGCACGGCCAUUCAGACGCUACGCGCUAACGCGCUGAGUACGACAACCGUGAACUCCGCCGCUUUCACGGUGAACACGAAUGGUGGCGUGGCGGGGAGUCCGGCGGACGCCAACGCCCAGAUUGACUACGAUGUCGCUCGCACGGAGGACUUGUAUGACGAUGGGGUCAGCGAUGUCGUGUACGGCACUAUGGAACGGCGCGAAGUGGGUUACUUUGAAGUGGGCCAGGCGAUGGCGGCUGCAGCGCGCAUGCGCGGCCGCGGCGAUCCGACUUCUACGCCGAAGUCCGCGGCGGGUGCAUCUGGUACGAACGCGUCGUCUCUUGGGAGCGUGGAGGAUAUGCUGGCGGCUGUGGCAUCGCUACAGGGUGGGCGCGGCGGCGGCGGCGGUGGCGGCGGUGGGCUGCCGCAUGAAGCGCUCUGGCGCUGA